AUUCGGCUCUUUGGCUCCGCCCCUGAGGCUCUCCUACUCAGUCAUUGGUCAGAGGGCUGCGGCCUCUGGACUGCCAGUGGCGGAGCUUAACUGGAGCCGGUCCAGGUUGGGCAUCUUUGCGCGAGUAAGCAGAGCUCAGCGUGGGGAGCGAACCCAGGCCGGGUAACAGAGGAACCGAUGAUGUGGCGAUGGUCGCUUCUGUUGCUUCUCUUACUGCAGAGGCACUGGGCCCUCGGGAAGCCAUCCCCUGAUGCAGGACCUCAUAGCCAGGGUAGGGUGCAUCAAGGAACCCCCCUGAGUGAGGCCCCCCACGAUGACAUCCACGGGAAUUUCCAGUACGACCAUGAGGCGUUCCUGGGACGAGACGUGGCCAAGGAAUUUGACCAACUCAGCCCAGAGGAAAGCCAGGCCCGACUUGGGCGGAUUGUAGACCGCAUGGACCUUGCUGGAGACAGCGAUGGCUGGGUGUCCUUAGCUGAGCUCCGCGCGUGGAUCGCACACACACAGCAGCGGCACAUACGUGACUCGGUGAGCGCAGCCUGGCACACCUACGACACGGACCGCGAUGGGCGCGUGGGCUGGGAGGAGUUGCGCAAUGCCACCUAUGGCCAUUAUGAGCCCGGGGAGGAAUUUCAUGAUGUGGAGGAUGCUGAGACCUACAAGAAGAUGCUGGCUCGGGAUGAGCGGCGAUUCCGGGUAGCUGACCAAGAUGGAGACUCCAUGGCUACUCGGGAAGAACUGACAGCCUUUCUGCAUCCUGAGGAGUUCCCUCACAUGCGGGACAUCGUAGUGGCAGAGACCCUGGAGGACAUUGACAAGAACAAAGAUGGCUACAUACAGGUGGAAGAGUACAUCGCGGACCUGUACUCUGAGGAGCCUGGGGAGGAGGAACCUGCCUGGGUGGAGACAGAGCGGCAGCAGUUCCGAGACUUCCGGGAUCUGAACAAGGAUGGGCGGCUGGAUGGCAGUGAAGUCGGUUACUGGGUGCUACCUCCGUCCCAGGACCAGCCCCUGGUGGAGGCCAACCACCUGCUGCAUGAGAGCGACACAGACAAGGAUGGCCGGCUGAGCAAAGCUGAGAUCCUGAGCAACUGGAACAUGUUUGUGGGCAGCCAGGCCACUAACUACGGUGAGGAUCUGACAAGACACCAUGAUGAGCUCUGAUUCCCAGGUCUGCUCAGACUUUUGAGCCCCAUGACCACAUAUGGGGACAACAGAGGGGCCCCUGCAGCCAGCCCCCCCCUUCAGGACACAGACUCAGCUCUGAUGUUCCUGGUUCUUGGGCCCUCAAUCACCUCUCCCUGAGACCCCUGUCACGAACCCUGGGGCCCCCAACGUACCCAGGACACUCAGGCACUCAAAGAUUAAUGACAACCACUGAUACCAUCCCCCAGCACGGACCCGGGGGCCACACCCUGACUGAACUCCACCCAAUCUGAACUUCAACAACAGUAGCUAACCUGUCCUGCCUAGGAGCAAUAAAAGCUGUUGCUGGGGUC
Grammomys surdaster is the source of this 1499-nucleotide messenger RNA. It is a transcript of the gene Rcn3, whose product is annotated as reticulocalbin 3. The transcript has 7 exons. NCBI's taxonomy places the organism in Eukaryota, Metazoa, Chordata, Mammalia, Rodentia, Muridae. Bases 178 to 1164 code for a protein of 328 amino acids. The record is from RefSeq and is a predicted model, not a curated record. Gene Ontology annotation, molecular function: calcium ion binding. Gene Ontology annotation, cellular component: endoplasmic reticulum.